Messenger RNA from Eleginops maclovinus (Patagonian blennie), 1782 nucleotides. RefSeq lists its product as uncharacterized. Lineage: Eukaryota; Metazoa; Chordata; Actinopteri; Perciformes; Eleginopidae. Gene Ontology annotation, cellular component: nucleus. Gene Ontology annotation, molecular function: DNA binding. The transcript is spliced from 4 exons. Bases 170 to 1444 code for a protein of 424 amino acids. The record is from RefSeq and is a predicted model, not a curated record.
GAGUGGGGACGGUUGCAACAUGUGGCAGUUGCAACACUGAGGAUUCCUCCAAUCAGAAACGAGCUACAGUGAUGACACUCAUUUUGCACAUGCUCAGUGAGACCCUCUUUCUUCCUGCAACUUUUCAGCAAGAUUGGAGCAUCUGUUCUGGAAGAACCAGAAAUCAAGUAUGCCACGAAACAGAGAGCGAAAGACAGAUAGGGGUGUCCCUGUACAAGUGCUCCGUUUGGCGGCAGAGGUGAUCAGGAGUGAGGGCAGGUCAGCGAGGUCUGUGGCGAAGGAGUUUGAAAUCUGUCACACAACACUGUACCGAUUCUGCAAGAAAUUAGAGAGGGCAGGUCCAGGUGAAGAGAUCAGGACAGGAUACUGGACGCCAAGGAGGGUUUUUACAGCUGAACAGGAAGCUAUUUUGUCGAAUUACCUUAAGACAGCUGCAGAUAUGUUUUAUGGGCUGUGCACUAAAGAGGUUCGUCGUCUGGCUUAUCUGCUGGCUGUCAGGUAUGGAUGCCAAUACCCAGGGACAUGGGAUGAGCCAGGCCUGGCUGGCCGCGAUUGGUUGAUGGGCUUCCUACACCGCCAGCCAACCUUGUCAAUAAGGCGCCCCCAAGCCACCAGUCUUGCCCGUAAUAUACACUUCAAUAGGCACAAUGUGUCCUUGUUCUUCAAUAAUUUAGAUGAAGUCCUCCGAAAGAACAACUUCCAGGGAGAGGACAUAUGGAACAUGGAUGAGACUGGCAUUACCACUGUUCAGAGGCCAGAUCAGGUUGUCGCCGUGGCCCCUCAAGUUCCUGCCAGUCUGUCCUCCUCUUCAGUGGCCCCUCAAGUUCCUGCCAUUCUCCCCUCCACCUCAGUGGCCCCUCCAGUUCCUGCCAGUGUGUCCUCCUCUUCAGUGGCCCCUCAAGUUCCUGCCAGUCAGUCCUCCUCCUCAGUGGCCCCUCAAGUUCCUGCCAGUCAGUCCUCCUCCUCAGUGUCCCCUCCAGUGCAAGGUGGUCUCCCCUCAAAUUCUGGCCAGUACUUCGAUGUACACAUGUUUUCACCUGAGCUCAUCCGACCCCAUCCCAAAGCGACCCAACGCAAGGCAAAGGAAAACGGCAGGAGAAAACGAAAGUCAACAAUUCUGACAGAUACCCCUGAAAAGAAGGCGUUGGAGGAAGAAAACAAAACAAAGAAAGGAAAGAGAAGGCUGAGCCAGAGCACACUGCAGCCGCAGCCAAUUGGAAAUACUGAGGAAAUGAGAGGAAAGAAAAAGCAAAAGCAAAAGAGGAAAAACAUUGAAAGAGAUAGCCAUUCAGAGGAGGCCUUUUGCAUUGUUUGCUUGGAGAGCUACUCAAAGCCCAAGGAGGUGUGGCUACAAUGUCUAAUGUGUCAGAAGUGGGCUCAUGAAGCCUGCACUGAUGGCAGCUCAGUGUACGUUUGCCACAAUUGUGAGACCGAAAGUGAUUAAUUUUCUGAUGGUGUCUGAUGUUUUCCAAUGUCUAGUGUUAUGUUAUAUUGUUAUGUUAUGUUAUGUUGUUAUGCUAUGUUCAGUUAAUUCAAGACAAAAAAGUUCAUCCAGGCACUCUAUUUCUAUUUCUAUUAUCAAUUUGUUAACAACUAAAAUGUAAUUGACAGAAAAAAAAGUCUGUGAUUUUGUAUGGUUCUUAUGAUAGGCUAUAUUAUUGUUAUUAUACUAUUGCUUAUAUUAUUAUUAUUAUUAUAAUAAUGAUAAUUAUUAUUAUUAUUAUUAUACUAUUGCCUUUUCUUUUUGUUACUAAGAUAAUGAAAUAAAAAAGGAUAAAUGAU